Lactuca virosa is the source of this 306-nucleotide messenger RNA. The record is from the annotation of a GenBank genome assembly. Lineage: Eukaryota; Viridiplantae; Streptophyta; Magnoliopsida; Asterales; Asteraceae.
AUGAUAUCGUUCGCAACGAGGAUGAUAACGUUCGCAACGAAGAAGAGGCUUCAAAUCCUCAGAAAAGAAGAACCUGUUGCUCCAGUUAAACCUGUUGUCAAGCAAGAACCUAAGGGCAAGGAAAAAUUGUUUAGUGAAGAUGAAGAAGAGCUGGAUGAAAAAGAGAUUAAAAAGCGAAAGGCUCAUGAAGCCAACUGGAUGAGCACCAACGAAUCAUCCGAGAGGCUGAAGAAAAAGAAAGAGAUGAGAAAGAGGCUCAGGCCACUCUUCAAAGAAAGAAGCUUUUAUUACCCAAGUGGACAAUGA